This is a messenger RNA of Cuscuta europaea, 3394 nucleotides long. The record is from the annotation of a GenBank genome assembly. Lineage: Eukaryota; Viridiplantae; Streptophyta; Magnoliopsida; Solanales; Convolvulaceae.
ACGCCAUGACCAUGUCUUUCGUUCUUUGUAAUUUUAAUAAAAAUUUUAGAAAGCUCCAACGAGAGUACAGAUACGUAUAAAUACACGCAUGCUUACUGACACACGCUCUAUCCCUCCUCCAAUGGCUACGUGCCAGCCAUCAGCCCCUCCUCCACUCCCCCCCCACUAUCCGCCUGCGCUUAGGGUUUUAGACGAAGACGAUUUCUGAGUCAACUCGGACUUGUAUAUUUUCACUCACUUCUAGAUAUAUAGCUCAGGCUCAGAGUGAUUUUUUCCCUUCCACUUAUUCUGGUUGGUCCUUUGGCCGCUGCAUAAACUGUUUAGGGUUGGUGAGUGGGGUCUGUGAUGGCGUCAUCUUCUAAGCAGCAGCAGCCCAUGGUAUGCUUCAAUUCGAACUGCAAAGAGGUUCCGAAGCGGCAGAGGAAAGGCUGGCGCCGCCGCACCGGCGAGUUCGCUGACCUCUGUGAACGUUGCGCUUCUGCUUAUGAAGAUGGCAAGUUCUGCGAAACGUUUCAUUCUAGUGCUUCUGGUUGGAGGGCUUGUGAAUCUUGUGGGAAGAAAAUACAUUGUGGAUGCAUAGUAUCUUUCCAUACAUUUGUACUUUUGGAUGCAGGAGGAAUUGAAUGCAUAACGUGUGCAAGGAAGAGUUUUAUUUUGACACCAAAUCCUGCAUGGCCACCUCCUUCACAUUUUCCUCCUCUGCAAACUGAAGGAACUAAAGAGUCUAGAAGUUGGACUCCAAUAGCUGGUUCUGGUCGGGUUCCAUGGCGUCAAGCUCCGAGUUUGUUCAACGGCGGACUCAUUCAGCCCGAGUUGCAGCCGAAAACGCCAUAUAUUGAUCUGACUGGUAGCACUGACGGAUUUCACUUAACUGAUUAUACGAGAAAAGAGGACACUUCUGGAAUUCCCCUAAACAAAAGCCUGAAGAGUUGUGUGCCAGGAAAACCUGAAAAUGAGACUACCGGUUUUGGUUGUGCUGGACCGCCCAACCCUUUUGCAAGUUGCCCCGACCGAACAAGCGUCCCAAAGAAUGAUUUUUGUUCUCCAAACUUUCGGUUCACAAUUGGACCUACAACCAGAAAUGAAGUAAGUAAUCCUAGCAAGAUCUUCACGGCACACACUCAACCAACAACAAUUUCAUCUCCCGUGGGGAGGCAGUCAUGCAGUCAGAACAGCGUGGAUUCUUCUGGAGAGGCUCAAACAUGCAGCGUGAAGUAUCGAGGAGAUGUGGGAGGGAAGCACCAUCUACUUCCUCGGUACUGGCCUCAGAUUACUGAUAAAGAACUGCACCAAAUUUCUGGAGACAUGAACUCGGUGAUUACUCCUCUGUUUGAGAAGAUGCUUAGUGCUAGCGAUGCUGGCAAAAUAGGGCGUUUGGUACUACCUAAGAAAUGUGCUGAGGCUUAUUUUCCACCAAUACCUCAUCCAGAGGGAUUACCACUGAAGGUGCAAGACCUAAAAGGGAAUGAGUGGGUAUUUCAAUUUCGUUUUUGGCCCAAUAAUAACAGCAGAAUGUAUGUUUUGGAAGGGGUCACUGCUUGCAUGCAAUCAAUGCAGCUGCAAGCUGGUGAUAUAGUGACAUUCAGUAGGAUAGAGCCAGAAGGAAAGUUAAUUAUGGGGUGCAGAAAAUUAACAUCUACGCCUUCAGUGGACCAGGGUCUUGGAACAUCUAAUACUCCAAUUGGAGUGGCUAAUAAUGGCAGCGCUGGCACUAAUAGUGUAAAACCUGGGGAAAUCUUGACAAAGUGCUUUGGUAAAGGAAAUUCAGCAUCACCUGCUAUUCUGAUUAACAAUCAAGCCUGUAGUUUGGAUUCCAGAAACAAUAACUUUCCUGAACUUAAUGAGUCAACUUGCAUAAUAGCUUCGGAGGUGGUAGAAAGCAAAUCUCCUGUUCGCCGUAAGAGAAAGAAUAAUACCAUUUCAAAUCCUAAAAGCAAGCAAGUGAGAAUUAACAGUGAGCAGUUAAUAGAACUAAAUCUCACAGUAGUGCAAGCUCAACAAUUGUUGCGGCCAUCUCCAAAUAAUGCCCCAACUGUCAUUGUGAUUGAAGGCUAUGAGUUUGAAGAAUAUGAGCAUGAUGCACCAAUUAUAGGAAGGCCUACUAUUCCCUGCACAGGCAGUAUGGGUGAGAAGUUCCAGUGGGCUCAAUGUGAGGAUUGUUAUAAAUGGCGCAAGAUCUCUGCUGAUGCUCUUCUUCAAGCAAGAUGGACCUGUUCUCAAAAUCUAAGGGAUCCUGACAGAUCUGUGUGCUCUGCAGCUGAGGAGUUAACCGCAGAGUGCUUGGCAGGCUUAAUUCCUUCCACUGUUAAGGCAGCUGCUAAAAAGAGAAAGAAGGCAUCUUCAAGACAUGAUGAUAUAAAGUCACCAGACACUACUACUAGUACAAUUAUAGUAGAAGCAAUCGGCACUGCCCUUGAAAAUCUAGUCUUACAUGAAUAUGGGGAAGGUGGUGGUGUGUCAUCAUCCCAGCCACCCACCACGAAGCACCCUCGUCACAGACCGGGCUGUACCUGCAUUGUCUGCAUCCAGCCCCCAAGCGGAAAGGGCCCCAAGCACAAGCAACACUGUGAUUGUAAUCUGUGCAAGUCUGCAAAACGGCGUUUCAACACUAUGAUGCUGAAAAAGGGUAAAAAGCCAUCAGAGAAAGAAGAUGCAGGACCUACAGAGGCUGAGUGCAACUCACAAUCUAGUGAUAGUUUUCGUGGUGAUGACAAGAUAGCAAACGAGAAGAAAUCAUAUCCGCCACUUAAGGGCGGGAUUGAUCUGAAUAUGAAACCGGACCGGGAGAGGGAUGAUUUUUCACCCUUCCAAUGCGAUUCUCCUUCUGGUGGUGGUGUUGGGGUGAUGAGUUUGCUACAAGAUGCUGCAGAUAGACUCGUAUGGCAUCACGGGUUGCCAGGUAUCAAGGAUUCUUCAUCAGUUGUUGCUCAUCAUCAUCAUCAUCAUCAUCAGGUGAUAAAUUUGAAUGGUUGCGGUCCACCUUCAGAUGGAAGCCGCGGUCAAACAAUAUCUGAUGUGGACCAUCAUAUGGUGCCUGAUAACCUUUCUCCGGUGAUGCAUGCCGAGAAGUAGUUAGCUGAGUUGAUAUUUUUGGUGUAUAUUCUAUGGCAUCAUCACCAUCCAUUUUUUGGCUUAUGUAAAUAAAAAUGAGUAGUAAAUGUGUAAUGAGUUUUCCUAACAUAGAGUAACCGUAAUGCCCCUCUUGUAUGGGGUAUGGGCCGUAUGGCCGUAUCAGGAUGUGAGUUCUGCUUAGCUUGUAUAUUGUCCUUAGCUGUCUUCGAAGAAUAAUUUCUUCAACACAUCAUCCUUCACAAUUAAGUCAUAAAUCUCUAUUAUAUAUUCCACAUAUUAUACUUGUGGUUUAUAUUUGUAAAUGUAAAAACGUAAGUCCUUA